AUGACCGAGCAAUCCGUAGAUACCUCUCGAUCGAGCGCCGAGUCCAGUGUUCCGAAACCUCCCUCACAAAAGGACAAGAACUGCCCGUUCUGUCACCAAGCCUUUACCUCUUCUUCGCUCGGCCGGCAUCUCGACCUCUACAUCAAGACCAAGAACCCGAAGCCGCAAGAUGGCGUACAUAUCGUCGAUGAGAUACGGAGAUUGCGGCAGGGAAUCACUAGAAGACAAGCCCGAACAUCGUCGGUCAAGAAGGAAAGCAGUGGCCCAGCACCGGCAGCCGCACCCAGCUCAGCACCGCCUGUACUGGAACAGCCACAAGCGUCUCCAGUCGUCGUCCACACUCCACCUGUCAAUGGUAUAGUGGGCCAGAAGGUCCGAACGCAGCUCAAUCAUGCCAAUUGGCAAGCUACCGGGGUCAUAAACAACCUACCGCCGCGGCCGACCAGUUCUACGGCCCCAGUGCUACGGAGGGAGGUCUCGCGACAUGAGCAGCAAAAGACGGACUAUGAGCAGCGGCAGAAGGCCACGGAAGAGUGGGAGGCUAUGAAGGCUGCACAAUUAGCGCUGCAGGAAGUUUUGAACAGCGUGAGGGAAGCGAGCGGUCGCGCCACCAGCGGCGGACUCUUCAGUUUCGAUCCGUACACGAUGAGCUUCCCAAGCCUGUGCCUACAUAUUCUUCCCUCGCCAUCAACCCUCUUCUCGCCGACCCCCUUCCCAACGAGCGAGUCCUGGUCCAUCAACCCACCAAACCAGAAACAGUUUGACGCCCUCAACCGCACGGUCCACGAACGCCUCCUCGUAUUCCAGCGCCAGCGACAGCAGCAGCAAUUCUCUUCACCCUCCACCAAUGGCACAAACUCGUCUUCCUCCCUACCAACGCCGCCCCUAUACGAUCCCGACCCGCAGAAACUGUUCGCCCACCUCGCAGACGCCUGGUCCCACUGGAAGAGCCUCCCCGACCAGCAGAAGUACGACGCAUGGCAGCUCGAGAUCCUACGCUCCUACUCCCGCGCAGAAGAGCUCCGUAAACGGGCCGAAUCAGACCUCGAGGCCGCGAAGCGCGAGAUCGAGCAGCUGAGGAGCGCCCGCUGCAGCGGCACCUGGCCGGCCGCGGCGUCAGUACCUACGGAGAACCCACUGCAUGUUCCCACGGACACGAUGAAACAGCUCGGACGGCACGGACUGGAUGUGAGCAAUUGGGACUACGACCGCCUGAUCGAGAAGUGGCGAAAUGUUGUUAGGGACAACCGGAAGACGAGCAACGGGAUGAGUGCGCAGCGGGCGCUGUGUUCGCCGUCAGGGCCGCACACUGGAACUUCCUCUAGCAGCGCGAAUUGCAUGAACGGCCACCAGUUCCAUACUGUCAACGGUAAUGGCGGGAACUGUCCCAGCGGAAAGGCCAAGACAGGAAACCCGACCUUCUCCGCCCCCUCGACGCGGACGAACUCGCUCCAAUCUGCCGACAACUCCGUCGAGGGCGACGAUGACGCCUCAGACGACGACGCGGACGCUGACGUCGACGCUGAAGACGCGACCCCCGGGGCUACGGUGCGCAUAAACGGCCCACAACACCAACAGCCUCCGCACAGCCAAGCGGGACGUGCGCAGCAUCAUGCGCCGCAGCCGCAGCACCAACAGCAACAGACCCCCGCGGCCGCCUCCUCCGUUUGGGCAAGACACGCCCAGAACAUCAACCAGCCCCACCCGCAAAACCACAACCACAGCAACCACCAUAUGCAGCACUCCCAGCAUCAGCAUCCCCACCCCCAUCCACAGCACCCUCAACACCCACCCCUGCUCCAGCACGCCCACUCCCAUGCCCAUCACCUGCCCCAGCACUAUAACCCGCACACCGCCCGCCACCCGCCGCUUAUGCUGUCGCCGACGAAGAUGGACCAUGCUGGCAGCGGCGUGAGCGGCGUCGGCGGUGUAGGGGGCGUCAGUGGUGUCAGUGGUGUCGGCAUCGGGGGCGUGAUGCCCAUGGACGGCAUCGAGGGGUCUGCGGACGGGUUUUUGCAGUAUGGGGAUCUGAAGGGGUUUAUGGUCGAGGAGCGGGGGUAG
This is a messenger RNA of Coniosporium apollinis CBS 100218, 2061 nucleotides long. RefSeq lists its product as uncharacterized. The record is from RefSeq and is a predicted model, not a curated record. NCBI's taxonomy places the organism in Eukaryota, Fungi, Ascomycota, Dothideomycetes. The transcript has 2 exons. Bases 1 to 2061 code for a protein of 686 amino acids.